This is a messenger RNA of Hypanus sabinus (Atlantic stingray), 2870 nucleotides long. Its product is annotated as plectin-like. The coding region runs from base 414 to 1955 and encodes 513 amino acids. The record is from RefSeq and is a predicted model, not a curated record. The transcript has 3 exons. Lineage: Eukaryota; Metazoa; Chordata; Chondrichthyes; Myliobatiformes; Dasyatidae.
CGAUGUCUUAAGCCACCGCUGCAACCUGGUCAUCUCUGAAGCUGAGGGCCGCAGAUGUUUCCAACGAGUGGCUCGUCGCAAGGCUGCAGGACCGGACGGCAUCCCAGGGCGGGUACUCAGAAUUUACUCAGCACAACUGCAGAAUCGAACUAAAGGACUCAUUUGACUAUCAAUAAAAAAGUAAUCAAUCCUGGAAUACGUAUGAUGGGCAUGUGAAGAAAAAAUGAAUACUCCCUAUCUAGUGGAUUUUUCACCAUAUGUUAAUGUGAAGAGUGAACAGUAAAUGGUUAAUCUUACUGCGAUCUGGUUUUCAUUGGCUGUGGUUUAUCCGGACGUUAAAUUCGGCGUUCGUUACACCCGAAGGAGAACGUUACAGUGAAAAAGCGGCAUUAUCAGGUGUUUCAAGUGCUGCAAUGUCAGCUCAAUCCAGCAUCAAGUCGACGCCGCCCAGCGACAAGGGCGGUAAGCCGACAUCAAGUAAGUCCACCCAGGCAAGAGCCAAGGCAGAAGCCGCCAAGGUGCGACUGCGUUACGCCAAACAAGAAGCCGAAAGGGCUGCCAGAAAGGCAGAAGCCGCCAAGGUGCUACUGCGUUACGCCAGACAAGAAGCAGUUUUGACAAUGAAACUGGCCACCAGAGAAGCCGAAAUCCAGAAAGAAAGGGCCGCCAGAGAAGCCGAAAGGGCCGCCAGACAAAGAGAAGAGGCUGCCAGAGAAGCCGAAAUCCAAAGAGAACAGGCUGCCAGAGAAGCCGAAAUCCAGAAAGAAAGGGCCGCCAGAGAAGCCGAAAUCCAGAAAGAAAGGGCUGCCAGAGAAGCCGAAGAGGCUGCCAGACAAAGAGAAGAGGCCGCCAGAGAAGCCGAAACCCAGUUGGAAAUGACAAAAAUAUCGACAGAGUUGCAAGUGCUGCAGCGAGAAAGAGAAGAAGAAGCUGCCAUGGCGGAAGCAAAGUACAUAAAAGAAGCUGAAGGGUCGCGUGAUCUGACCGCAGCAAGAUCUACUUUAGAAAGGACCAGACUGGAACGCACAAGCGACUAUGUACGAUCUCAAAUAGACAGGCAGGCUCGUCUCCCCUCUCCAUACCUAUUCGAUAACUUCCCCAGCUAUGAGGAACCUCAGAGAGUCACGAUUGCAUCACAUCCAUACGAGGAAGGAAAUUUACCCUCACGGCUCCGUGAUGAAGUCAAGAAUGAAAGAACCGACAACGCUCCUUCACCCCCACAACAGGACGGCGGGGAGGGAGAGGUUCACUCCAGGACAACAAUUGUCAGCUCGAACUGUACAGAAGUUUGCAGUCAAACUCAGUCAAGCCGUUCUUGUUCCAAGAUCUGCCUCACUGAGGUGUACCCUAAAGAAGCACAACAAGACAUUACCAAGCGUAAAGUAACCGACGAGACGCUAGGUCAGUCAGUUUUUGUUCAAACCGAGCACGGAAACAAACUUGCACAAUCAGCUCAAGAUACCAUUUCUUUAAAACCCAAAGACACCAAGGUCUUCAGAGAUGAAGCAAAUAAUGGGGUUGCCCCAUUGCCUUUCAGAGAACCACGCCAGCGCUCACCAGAUAACAAAGAGCAGGCAGUCAAACAGUUCACGUCCUCACGGAAAACCCAGAAAAGGAAACCUGAGAUGCAGCAACGCACCCGAUUGGCCCACGAGGUACUGUGCAUCCUAAUGGCACAGGUCACAGCCAUUAUAAACGCACAAUCAUUCCUACCUGUGUCUUCUGACCCAGAAAACCCCUUUAUACUUUCGCCAUCAACGCUCCUUACGCAGAAGGCAGGAGCACCUCCUCCACCAGGAGACUUCUCAGACAAGGAUUUGUACACAAAGCAAUGGAGACAAGUCCAGGUUCUGGCAAAUCAGUUCUGGCCUCGCUGGAGACAAAAAUAUCUACCUUUGUUGCAACAGAGACAAAGUGGACAGAACCCCGAAGGAAUCUUCAAGUUGGAGACUUAGUCCUGCUCAGGGACAAGCAAGCCACCCGCAACAGCUGGCCAACGGCCAGAAUCACUGCUACAUUCCCUAGCGGGGAUGGACAUGUCAGGAAGAUCGAAUUGAAGACUACCGACCAAGGCGAUGUGAAACUUUACCAAAGGCCAGUUACAGAAGUUAUUCUACUUCUACCCAAUGACUGAUUAAGAGACUAAGUUUUGUACUCUGCUCAUUGUGACCUUACGAAGGUCAAGCGGGGAGUGUGCUGUCUUUACGACAGUUAUUUAGUUUAUAAUAUUUUCGCUUAGUAAUUCAUUCAAUAGUAUUUUCUAGUUACCAUUAGAAGUGUUUAAAGUGUAUUCAUUGCAUGUAAAAUAUAUCGGCAUGCGAUUACGUCACAUCCGGUUUCGCCGCGUCUUGUGGGAAAACACCGGUUUGAAAUUAGCGCGAGGGUGGGGGCUUUCCACGAGGCUCACCUGAGCAGAAGUUGUUUUGCAGGCAUGAGAAAUCACAGUGAGAGCAACGCUGUAAGUUAAUAGAUAAUCGAUAUAUUGAACUAAGAUGUUAAUGCCGAUCCUGUUAGAAGUAACGACGGUAGAUAAUGUUUAUGCUUUCGUUAGUUAAAGAGUCGCGGAUAGUUUGCAUGGAAGUGUAUUUAAAGUAGUCAAUGGAGCAGGUAAACUCUCCCUGUAUACUGCACCUUAGUGUAAUGUAGUUAUAGUCACCUUUGCAAGUAUUUACACUUGAAAUGUGAUAUUAAGGAAGGAACAAAUACUGUAUCAAUCUCGUAUUGUUUUAUCAACAGUUUUCACCAUAUGUUAAUGUGAAGAGUGAACAGUAAAUGGUUAAUCUUACUGCGAUCUGGUUUUCAUUGACUGUGGUUUAUCCGGACGUUAAAUUCGGCGUUCGUUACACCCGAAGGAGAACGUUACAGACUAU